UUCGUCUGGUUGUUCGUUACCACGGGCCAGCAAUACAGCUGGACAUUCUCAGGAAAGGAACUAACGAGAAGCUUUUACCAGUUGAUCUCGUUCCUUGUUUCCAAGUCGGGGAGAGCUGCUAUGUUACCAAGCCUUACACUGAAGGGAGACAUUCUGUGUCUAGUCAUGAGCUUCUGUGGAGGCAGUCUUUUUCAUUACAGGAAAAGCAAGUCCUGGAGUACAUGGACAGAGAUCUUGGCUGUAGGCACGAGCUCCUCCGAAUCGUGAAAACUUUGGUUAAGAGGCAGGCAACAUCUUUACCGCUGGAGUCAUACUACUUGAAGACCGCCUUCAUGCACUAUAUAAAGGGAGGAGGUUUGCAGAACUGGGUCAGUGGAGACGCGCUGGGGAACCAUUUCUCUGGAUUUCUUCGAGCACUACAGAUUUUUCUGGAGCGGAGAAAUCUUCCACACUAUUGGUUAUCUGGUGUGAACCUCCUAGAUGAUAUCAAUCAAGUAGUUACCAGAAAUAUGGCAUAUCGUCUUCAAGCAAUCCUCAAUAGUGAGGUAGAAAUGAAUAAUGUUCUUUCAUAAGAAGACGGAUAGAUCAGUUAAAACACUCCGGAAUCUGCUCAUUAUAUACAUUGUAGUGCGUGUGAUUUUGCUUCAGAUAAUAUACAACUCAUUACUGAGUCAAUGCAGAAAAUCGAUACAUAUAGGACAACAGGACGAUUUCCAUGAUGAAGAAGAACGUUGGUUGGUAAGUUUCUCUCGAAAAAAUCAAACUUGUCUUUUAGUGAGGGAUAAUUCUCGGCUCGUUAAGGCUGUAUUAGUAAAAAAAAUGUUAUGCGUGUUUUCUGGGCCCGUUUCCUAUAUGCCUUGCCAACUAAAAAUAUGGGACCGAUUAGUUUGAUGCAGUUUCCUUUCAAAAAAUUCAACAGAACUUAUGAAGAAUAAAAUUUCAACGACGGAAAUUUACCUGUUUUGAAUAAAACUAGCGUCAUAUCUGUCCACCUAUCG
This is a messenger RNA of Stylophora pistillata, 998 nucleotides long. RefSeq names its product cyclic GMP-AMP synthase-like receptor 3 pseudogene. The record is from RefSeq and is a predicted model, not a curated record. NCBI's taxonomy places the organism in Eukaryota, Metazoa, Cnidaria, Anthozoa, Scleractinia, Pocilloporidae.